AUGUGGACAGAUGAAGAAGAUAUGAAGCUUAUUAAGGCUCUUCUCGACUUACAUAACACGGGUCUCUAUAAUGCCGAUCGUGGAUUCAAACCUGGCCAUGUUACAGCUGUGGAGAAAAUACUUGCAGUUACUUUGCCACAUUCUUAUUUAAAGGCAGACCCCCAUAUUAAAUCUAGAAUGAAGACAUUAAAAACCCAUUUUGAUGCUGUGCAUGAUAUGCUGCAUGGGCCUAACACAAGUGGGUUUGGUUAUGAUAAUUUGAACCAUUGUGUGGUUGCUGAGAAAUAUGUGUGGGAUGCUUACCUGCAGGAUCUAUGCACCAUAUUUGGAAAAGACCGUGCUACCGGAAAUGAUGCUGAAACAGCUGCUAAUGUUAUGGAAAAAUUGGAUAAGGAAUGGAUGGACAACGAAAAUGAGAAUGAAAAUGAUGAUGUUGGAGAUGGUUUAGAUGAUAUUGACGCAUCGAUUUCAUUUAUGCAAUCUCCCACAAUUGGAAAAACUAAUGAAGUGAGCUCUAAAAAUAAAAAGAAGAGGAAAUCUCAAAGUGUCGCAGAAUCAUUGUGUGAAGUAGUGAAACAAUCUUCAACUUUGACUGGCUCAGAUAUAAAAUCAAGUACUGAACGCCUUAGCCAAGCUAUUGAAGAUGCUUCAAUUAAUGAGUUGAAAAUUAGGCUGCACGAAGAAUUGAUAAAGUUACCAAGUUUGAACAAAAUCGAUCGAGCAAAAGCUUUGGUUCAAAUUGGUCGUGACCGUGACUUGAUUCAAAUUUUUUUCACACUUGACGAGGAUAUGAAGGAAGAAUUGGUGAAGACAGUCAUUUCGUGA
Messenger RNA from Cornus florida, 825 nucleotides. RefSeq lists its product as uncharacterized. The coding region runs from base 1 to 825 and encodes 274 amino acids. The record is from RefSeq and is a predicted model, not a curated record. NCBI's taxonomy places the organism in Eukaryota, Viridiplantae, Streptophyta, Magnoliopsida, Cornales, Cornaceae. The transcript is spliced from 2 exons.